AUGGCUCGUACAAAACAAACCGCAAGAAAGUCCACUGGUGGUAAAGCACCAAGAAAACAAUUAGCCUCAAAGGCUGCAAGAAAAUCUGCCCCAGCUACUGGUGGUGUCAAAAAACCCCACAGAUAUAAGCCAGGUACCGUCGCUUUAAGAGAAAUUAGACGAUUCCAAAAAUCUACCGAACUAUUAAUCAGAAAAUUACCAUUUCAAAGAUUAGUCAGAGAAAUUGCCCAAGAUUUCAAGACCGAUUUAAGAUUCCAAAGUUCUGCCAUUGGUGCUUUACAAGAAGCUGUUGAAGCCUACUUGGUUUCUUUGUUUGAAGACACUAAUUUAUGUGCUAUUCACGCUAAGAGAGUUACAAUUCAAAAGAAAGAUAUCCAAUUGGCAAGAAGAUUAAGAGGUGAUCGUGCUUAA
This is a messenger RNA of Ascoidea rubescens DSM 1968, 411 nucleotides long. RefSeq names its product histone H3. The transcript has a single exon. Bases 1 to 411 code for a protein of 136 amino acids. The record is from RefSeq and is a predicted model, not a curated record. Gene Ontology annotation, cellular component: nucleosome. Gene Ontology annotation, biological process: rRNA transcription. Gene Ontology annotation, molecular function: protein heterodimerization activity; structural constituent of chromatin; DNA binding. NCBI's taxonomy places the organism in Eukaryota, Fungi, Ascomycota, Saccharomycetes, Ascoideales, Ascoideaceae.